AUGUUCAGGAACCAUACCAAUCAAGACGUCACAAAACUUAUAUGUAUUAAUAUUGAGAGCAACCAAUUUGAAGGGACUAUUCCAACACAGUUAUUCAAUCAAUCUUUUUUGUUUCAUUUGGACCUUGCACAUAACAAACUUUCAGGAUCUAUGCCAAAGUGCAUCUAUAACUUGACUCAAAUGAUUACUUUUCAUUUUACUUUUUAUGGACAUACAAUUGAGUUGUUUAUAAAAGGUCAACAUUAUGUGUCUGAAUUCCAAUCAGAAUGGCGGACUUUUGACCUAUCAGGCAAUAGCUUGUCUGGAGAAGUGUCAUUAGAAUUAUUUCGGCUUGUUCAAAUUCAAUCAUUGAACUUAUCUCACAAUAAUUUUAAUGGAACAAUACCGAAAGAGAUUGGAGGAAUGAAACAUAUGGAAUCUCUUGAUCUCUCUAAUAAUAAGUUUUGUGGAGAAAUUCCUCAAACCAUGUCUCUCUUAAACUUUUUAGAUUAUUUGAAUUUAUCUUGCAACAAUUUUGACGGAAAAAUACAAAUAGGAACUCAACUUCAAAGUUUUAAUGCAUCAAGCUACAUCGGGAAUCCUAAACUAUGUGGAGAUCCUCUUAAUAAUUGUACCACGGAAGAAGAAAAUCCUAAAAAUGCAACUCCGUCUACAGAUAAUGACUCUAUAAGAGAAUCAUUGUAUCUAGGUAUGAGAGUUGGAUUUGCAGCAGGUUUCUGGGGAAUUUGUGGUUCUUUGUUUCUUAUUAGGAAAUGGAGGCAUGCAUGCUUUCGGUUUGUUGAUGGAGUGGGUGACAAGCUUUAUGUAACUUUGAUGGUAAAGUUAAAUAGCUUUCACAGAAAUUGAGUUCUUGCCAGUUAAGGUUAGUGAAACUUCACAGUUUUAUUGAUCUGACUACAGAAAGUGAAUUCGGUUUCUCUGACUUCACAGUUAAUCCAGUUUUAUUCUACUUAAAUGUUGCUACUGAAUUCAUCUUUCACUUGUUGUAAUGUUUUGUUCAUUGAAAUUGUUGUCAAACUUUAUAUUUAAAUUGAUGUAUCAAAAUAAACGUGUGUUUGUUUCAAUUGCUAGUGGUGGUGUCUGUGCAGUAUAUUCUAUUCUAUUUCAUUUUAAUUUAAGGUCACUAGGUUAGAGAAACUCACUCACAGAGCCAAUACAUUGUAAUAUAUCAACAGUUAAAUGUUGCUGCUGAAUUCAUCUUUCACUUGUUGUGAUGUUUUUGUUCACUGAAAAACUAUGUAUCUGUCUCUUUAAUUUUUGUGUUAGUUAUGGAUUUUGUUGAGAAACUUUUCUGCUUUCAACUCUACAUUAUGUGAAGAUGCCAUAUGGUAUUUGAUAUGCAGUAGAAAAUAAAAAACUAAUAUUCUCAUUUCAAAAAUAAAUUGAAUUUGAACUUGCUACUUUUUUUUGGUAGUCUUUCAAAGAUACAACUACAACUAAAGCUUAAACUUAAUCACUAUUGUUAGGAAGAAAG
Molecule: messenger RNA, 1474 nt
Organism: Trifolium pratense (red clover)
Lineage: Eukaryota; Viridiplantae; Streptophyta; Magnoliopsida; Fabales; Fabaceae
Product: receptor-like protein EIX2
Exons: 2
Coding region: 1-846 (281 amino acids)
Molecular function (GO): protein binding
Source: RefSeq, a predicted model, not a curated record